GCCCCCCCAAAAAAAAAAAAAAACCCAACCUCUCCAUUGCCUCUUCACCUGCGCCAUUGAUGAACCCCUCCGCCGCUUCCUCCUCCUCCUCCUCCGCCCCCUCUUGGUUCUCCGGCAUCGUCCGCUCCCGCUCCGCCAAAUCCUCUGCCGCCUCCUCCUCCUUCUCCGGCUCCGGCGGCGGUGGAAGCGGCGGCGGCGGCGGCGGCGGAGGAGGAGGAGGAGGAGGAGGCGGCGCCGCCUCCUUCGUCGACAUGUCCGGCUCCGGUAGCCGCAAGAAGCAGCUCCGGGGGACACUCUUCAAGUACGGGCCGAAACCUAUUCAGGUGGCAUUUAAAACUGGUGACUUCAAUCAACAAGUUAUCUUCAUUGGUGGUUUGACUGAUGGAUUUCUAGCGACUGAGUAUUUGGAACCUUUAUCGUUAGCUUUGGAGAAUGAAAAAUGGUCCCUGGUGCAACCCUUGCUGUCUUCAUCUUAUAUUGGAUAUGGCACCUCCAGCUUAGAGCAAGAUGCAGUGGAGCUAGAUCAGCUAAUUGGAUAUUUGAUAAACAAGGAGAACUCUGAAGGUGUUGUGCUACUUGGUCACAGUACUGGUUGCCAGGAUAUUGUUCACUACAUGCGUACAAAUUUUUCAUGUUCCAGAGCAGUUCGUGGAGUCAUUUUGCAGGCCCCAGUCAGUGAUCGGGAAUAUAGAGCAACUCUUCCAGAAACUGCUGCAAUGAUUGACUUAUCUGCAAAAAUGAUUAGUGAAGGUAGGGCAAUGGAUUUAAUGCCAAGGGAAGCAGAUCCAGGUGCUCCGAUUACUGCCUACAGGUACCACUCUCUUUCCGCAUACAUGGGGGAUGAUGAUAUGUUCAGUUCAGAUCUUAGUGAGGACCAAUUGAGACAGAGACUUGGUCAUAUGUCGAGUACGCCUUGCCAGGUUAUUUUCUCCAUGGCAGAUGAGUAUGUCCCGGAGUAUGUCGAUAAAAAAGCACUAGUAGAAAGACUAUGCCAAGCAAUGGGAGGCGCGGAGAAAGUCGAAAUAGAAUGGGGGAACCAUUCUCUCUCCAAUAGGGUUCAAGAAACAGUUCUGGCCAUCUUGGACUUUGUUAAGAGGGAGGGGCCAAAAGGAUGGGAUGAUCCGUGGCAUUAGAAACACAUUUCAGCCCUGUUUGGAUCCAUAGUUUGGUAAAUUUCUUUAGAUUUGUAGAUUUGGUAGAUAGGAGUAUGAUCAAAUAUUUAUAAUGAAAUAUCAUAUUCGACCUCAUGUUAUUUUUUUAGAAUAAGAUAAAUCACCUCUUAAGUAAAAUACGGUCACAUCAAAUCGUGGAUAACAAGAUCUUUGAAGAAGUCAAAAUUAAACUCCUUACGAUCAUACUCGAAGAUUCUCAUACCGAAUAUGUUAUUCCUGGUUAACAUAUUCCAACAUUCAAACAUGGCUCAUUUAUUAUUGUAUAUCUACUUUAAUUUUUUGUGUCCGUUCAUUUUUUUAUCUAUCCAAUUCCUUGUAUUAAUGCGAUUAUUAUCUGUUUUUUUUUUGCCUAUCAACUUGGGAUAAUUUCGUGUUGAAUAAAUUGGUCAUUUUCUAUCAUUUGAAU
Molecule: messenger RNA, 1578 nt
Organism: Ananas comosus (pineapple)
Lineage: Eukaryota; Viridiplantae; Streptophyta; Magnoliopsida; Poales; Bromeliaceae
Product: UPF0613 protein PB24D3.06c
Exons: 9
Coding region: 60-1133 (357 amino acids)
Source: RefSeq, a predicted model, not a curated record